Acaulospora colombiana is the source of this 1397-nucleotide messenger RNA. The record is from the annotation of a GenBank genome assembly. Lineage: Eukaryota; Fungi; Glomeromycota; Glomeromycetes; Diversisporales; Acaulosporaceae.
UAUCCAUUCCACAAAUCUCGAUGGCGGAUAUCUCAUAUAUGUCUGCUAUGACUGGCAAUACUUCUACGACUUCCAAACCCCUCCAAUACAAACCCAAGCUACCGAGUUUGCCAUCGAGGUGACCUCUCUUGUAAUCCCCAACGCUUUUUGGGGUUCGGAGCACAACUUUGAAAUCAUCAAGAAACGGUUGAACCUCUCUGAAUUCGACUGGGCGUUUACUACGCCUAAGGCUGCCGGAAAGAAGACACACCGUCCUCUGUCCGAUACAGAAAAGGCUCUCGCACUGGUUCACGAGUUCCUAUAUUGGUACUUUGAGUCCUUCCUGGUCCCACUUCUCAAAACAACAUUCUAUUGCACCGAAUCCGCCGCCUUCAAAAACCAGACACUUUUCUUUCGACAGGAUGAUUGGAAAAUACUAUGCCAGCCAUUGAUUGAUAAAUUACGCUCUGACAACUUUGAGAAAGUUUCGGUAAGGGAUUAUCCUCGAGAGGAACGGCAAUCUCAUCUUCAAGGGGCAUCUAUACUCAGUCACGACGGAAUAUACACCAAACUGAGAGCCUUCAAGGAAAAGCUUAUAUCAAAGACCGGUAGAAUGUACGUCUCUUUUUUGGAUUCGGGCUUCAUAUCUCAAUCAUAUACAAAGUCCAAAGCUUUACUUCGUGAAGAUGGAUGUACAAGCCCAUCAUCAAGCAGUGGUAUCAAUAUAUUAAUCAAUGCUCAGGAGAGUUAUACCAUUCAGCGUUAUGCACAGUUGCAUUUAUCUACCGGGAAAGUUAAGCGUAAAUGGAUACGCAGUGCAGUACCUGAAGAUCUUGCCGCUUGUCUUCGUCAGGUUGUCUUUUGUGAUCAAGUCGUAUAUUCUAAUGAAGAUACCGAACCACUCUUGGCACUAUUAGAAGAGCAUAUCACUACUAAUAUCGUCAAGGUAAGCAACCUCAACUGUGGCGCUCUCAAAACUCACUUUCCCAAAGGGCAUCCUGAAUACGGAUGCUUUGUGGCAAAGGAUAAAACUGUCGUCAACUUUCCUACGAACGAAGCAGCCUUAUCUAUUCCUGAUCAAAGAGGUACACUUCUCAACAAUGACAGGAGCUCUGUUGACAAAGUCGAUGCUAGAAAUGAUGUGCUUGACAGUGGAUUUCUGACAGGUGUGCCCAUAUUAGAACUUGAAAACACUCUCACUGUGCAUAAGGGCAAAGGCCCUGGACAAGGAUUCAGGUACAGGAUGUUGGGGCUAUGUCGACUAAGGACGCACAUAAUUUUCACCGACACCACAUUCAAUUCUCCCGUAGUCGUCAAGCAGAACAUCUAUGAAGCUUUCUUGCUUACUGCAAUGAAGAUGGCACAGUAUCUGAAAGAAUGGGGUCUCGACGUGGAGAAGCGGUACGAUUUUGUGCUAG